Molecule: messenger RNA, 6422 nt
Organism: Manis pentadactyla (Chinese pangolin)
Lineage: Eukaryota; Metazoa; Chordata; Mammalia; Pholidota; Manidae
Gene: HS2ST1
Product: heparan sulfate 2-O-sulfotransferase 1
Exons: 7
Coding region: 380-1453 (357 amino acids)
Cellular component (GO): membrane
Molecular function (GO): heparan sulfate 2-sulfotransferase activity
Source: RefSeq, a predicted model, not a curated record
AGCGCGCGGCCGCGAGCAGCAGAGGGAGGGAAGGAAGGAAGAGAGGGAAGCGGGCAGCCGGGCGGGCACGGGGGUCGGGGACUGAGGCAGUGGAAGCAGGCGAGAGCCCGGCAGCCACUUCGCGCUAUUUGCUGCGCGGGCUGUUGGAGGGGGCGACCGUUGGGGCGGCCGAGGAGAAGCGGGCACCGGUGGCGUUGGUGCUUGCGCCUGGGGGCGGGGGAUUGGGGAGGCUAGAAGGGGGGCUGCUGCGGUGGUUCUCUCGCUGUCGCGCUCUCCUUGCCUUUCUCCGGCUCGGUGGGCUCUUCUCGGCGUCUCUUUCGCCUUCGGGGCCCCGCUCCCCGCCCCCCGCGGUAUGUCUUGAUCCCGAGCAACGGGUUUCAUGGGGCUCCUCAGGAUUAUGAUGCCGCCCAAGUUGCAGCUGCUGGCAGUGGUGGCCUUCGCGGUAGCGAUGCUCUUCUUGGAGAACCAAAUCCAGAAACUGGAGGAGUCCCGGUCGAAGCUAGAAAGGGCUAUUGCAAGACAUGAAGUCCGAGAAAUUGAGCAACGACAUACAAUGGAUGGCCCUCGGCAAGACGCAGUUUUAGAUGAGGAAGAGGACAUGGUGAUCAUUUAUAACAGAGUCCCCAAAACUGCGAGCACCUCUUUUACCAAUAUUGCCUAUGACCUGUGUGCAAAGAAUAAAUACCAUGUUCUUCACAUUAAUACUACCAAAAAUAAUCCAGUGAUGUCACUGCAAGAUCAGGUGCGCUUUGUAAAGAAUAUAACUUACUGGAAAGAGAUGAAACCAGGGUUUUAUCAUGGACACGUUUCUUACUUGGAUUUUGCAAAAUUUGGUGUGAAGAAGAAACCAAUUUACAUUAAUGUUAUAAGGGAUCCUAUUGAGCGGCUAGUUUCCUACUAUUAUUUUCUGAGAUUUGGAGAUGAUUAUAGACCAGGAUUAAGAAGACGAAAACAAGGAGACAAGAAGACCUUUGAUGAAUGUGUAGCUGAGGGCGGUUCAGACUGUGCUCCAGAGAAGCUCUGGCUUCAAAUCCCAUUCUUCUGUGGCCACAGCUCAGAGUGCUGGAAUGUGGGAAGCAGGUGGGCUAUGGAUCAGGCCAAGUAUAACCUAAUUAAUGAAUACUUUCUGGUGGGAGUUACUGAAGAGCUUGAAGAUUUCAUCAUGUUAUUGGAGGCAGCUUUGCCCCGGUUCUUCAGGGGUGCUACAGAACUCUAUCGCACAGUAGGAAAGAAAUCUCAUCUUAGGAAAACCACAGAGAAGAAACUCCCCACUAAACAAACCAUUGCAAAACUACAGCAAUCUGACAUUUGGAAAAUGGAGAAUGAGUUCUAUGAAUUUGCACUAGAGCAGUUCCAAUUCAUCAGAGCCCAUGCUGUACGAGAAAAAGAUGGAGACCUCUACAUCCUCGCACAAAACUUUUUCUAUGAAAAGAUUUACCCGAAAUCGAACUGAGUACAAGGUGUGACUAUUAGAUUCUUGAACUAAACCUUUGGCCCUCUCUACACCUAGGUUCUUAGCUCUGCACCUUGGAUCGCUGAUAGGUGUAUAAGACAAUUUGUAUUGAGCCAGGUAAGGAAACUGACAAUAAUGUCAAGGAGGUAGAUACUGGCUGUGUCAGAAAUCUAAAAAGUUUAAGUUACAGCCUUUUUUUUUUUAUCUAGUUAAAUUUUGGUGGGAGUUACAACCUCCUGCCUGGAACCUAGAUAUCACCUAAAAUAAACACAUAGGAGGUCCAAUCAAAGGCUAAAUACAAUUUCAGAAAAAGUUAUACUGUUUUUGAUAAAGCAUUUCUUCAGGUAACCAUGAAUGAAGAUGAAUCCACUUAUACUACUUCUACCUUUACCUGGAGGUUUAGGUUAUACACCUUUACUGAAUAGUGUUAUUACCUGUUGGGUUGUGUGUGUUUUGUUUUUUUCAGAUCACAUCUCAUGAAAUUUAUUGGAAUGUUUGAUCAUGUUUGCUAAGAGUGUUUCUCCUGUAGUUGGAAUUGCACAUCUUUAUGUAAGUCAUUUUAAUAUUCUUUAAAAAAAAAUCAUUAGUGUUAAAAACCAAAUUUAAACCAUUACUAAUACUGUAAAAAGAAUCAAAGCAGUAUUUCUCAUUCCCGUCUUCCCAAUAUCUAAGAUUGGGGAGAUACUUCAAAGAAUGUUGACAUUGCCUAAAUUAUUAAUUAAAGCUUCCACACAUUAAUAUCAAAAAAAUAAGUUUAAUAUGUGUUUCUCCCUGUGUUAUUUGUAAAGCUGUAAACUGAGAUAUCAUUGACUCCAUAUUACACCUGUGGUAAUACGGAGUGAGCUGUGGUAUGGGUAGGAUUUUCCUACUUCUUCUGUACUUUUACUUGUAGACUAUUUUUACUAAGGUGCUUUAUAAUGUGUUUUAAAGCAUUGCAUUUACAAAAAAAGAAAAAGAAAAUGCUGUAAAUAUUGCAUAUUUUAUGUAUUUGGACCAAAAGGUUGUAAGCAAUUAGAAAAAAGUGGUUUUGCACCAAUUUUAUUAUGUCAAGUAAAACCAUCAGAUCUACCGGUCUUGUAUUUCUUGUUUAACUUUACUGUUAAGACAUCACUGAAGUGAACUUCAGUAACCUUUCAAUUUUGAUAUACAGUACACUUUUCAUAACUGGGGGCAGUAAUUAUAAUGGAAAGAGUACUGGACAAGGAGUCAGAAAACUUGAUUUCUGGUCCUGGCUCUGCCACUUAUCAGCUGUGUGACCUUGGGCAAGUCACUUACCCUCUCUUUGCCUCAAUUUCCUCAUCUUGAAAUGGGGAUACUAUACCUGCUGUACCUACCUCACAGGGAUGUUGUGAGGAUUAAAUGAGAUGGCAUGUGAAAGCACUUUGAAAACACACUAUAUAAAUGUAAGGUAUUAUGGAAACAUCUUUAAAUAUAGUUUCAUACCAUUAAUUUUUUAACAAAGAAAGGGAGAAGUCCACUUAUAAACCAGUUGAAAAAAGUUAAUAUUGAUUGAUAUAAAUUUGUUUUAUAAAUGUCUUCUCGGUGUUUUAUCCUCCCUGUUUCAACAGCAAUUCAAAUACGAAGCACCUGUGAACUCUUAAAGAUUCAUGAGCAGCUGCUUGAGUUCAGGAGGGUCCCUGUUUGAAAAAGACUUCAUUACUGACUCAGGGCAGGGCAAAAAUGUGCUCUUGAAAUUGGGAAGAUUUUUCUGUUUUGAUUUUACAUUACCAUUCAGAAAUGGUAACUAUUUUAUAUAUCUGUUUUUUUAGGUAUAUUUUGCAGAGUUUAAUUUCCUUGUGCAUUCUUUACCUUCCUCCCCUUGGAGUAACAGAGAAUUGUAGAAACAUUUUCUAAAAGACUAAUCUUUAAUAUGUUUAAAUAAAUAUUCCUGAACAAGGCCUCACCAAACUAUGUAAGCAUUGUAGGCAGGUUGCUUUAAAGGUUAUUAACUGUUUGGGAGGUGAGGAGGGAGCACUACUGUCUUGCCUGAGGGUUUCAGCCCAGGGCAAGUUCACUGUGGAUUCAGUGAGACUGAGGAAUGACAAUGGAACGUUCUUGGGAUAAAUGGAUUUUAUACCAGGCUUUAUUCUCCCUGCCAUAUGUGGAGCACUAGAAUUACGUGUGUAAUCCUCCUUCUUCUCUGCCUCCACCCAGAGCACUGGGCAGAGCUCUUUAUAUAGUGACUCAGUCAGUAACAGUUUAUUGCCUAUGGGUGUGGAAGCAGUAGACUAUCAACAGGCCAGUUACAUCAUUAAGUAAUUUAGGGUGAGGUGAGGAUCCUGGCCAGAGGAACUUCCAUUUCCCCACAACUACUUAUCAAAAAACAUUUAAAAAUACAUUUAAAGCUACAGAAAGUUGACAGAAAAUCAUUUUAGACCCUUUCUCCCCUAUAAUAGGAAAAAUCUGAGAACAUUGAUAGGCAUACCUUUCCUACUGGGCUUUUUUUUGUGUGUGUAUGUAUUUAUUAGCUUUUACAUGUAUUUGUUGAAAAUAUACACAAAUUAUUUCCUUGCCCAAAAGUAAAGCACCACUUCAUGGUGGAGCAUUUGAUGUUUAUCUGCUGAGGAACCCCAGUAUGCAGGUUAUUCUUGGAGUACAUGCUAAAAUCUUGAGGUGCAUUAACUCAUUCAGAUAACUAAAGUAAUACAUGCACUAGAUAGGGGUCAGAAAGCUUUUUCUAAAAAGAUCCAGAGUAAAUAUUUUAAGCUUUGCCGACCAUAGUGUUUCUGUCACAACUACUCAACCCUGCUGUUUUAACCCAAAAGGAGCAUAGACAGUACAUAAAUGAGUGAACAUGGCUAUGUUCCAAUUAAACUUUAUUAUACAAAACAGGUGGCAUGCCAGAUAUGGACCAUGGGUUGUAGUUUACCAAUCUCUAUAACAGAUCAUUAUGGAGAAAUCAUUUUUGAAUCUGUAUUCUUGUUGCCUAGAAGAGUUUAUAUACUUCCAAAAGCUCCUAACUUAUAUCCAAAGAAUAGCUUUCUAAUUCAGGAGGUCUCCCCCACAGAGUCAUACACUUUUAUGACUUGAUUCUUUCCAGGUGGGCAUGUUUUCUUUCCUAGUUUAACAGUUCAGAAUAGGGUCAUUUAUUCUAUUUUAGGGUGGGUUAGUAGUCUCCUUCCAGGAGACUGAGAGUGGGUUAGAUUUAAUUCCAUCUGGUUCAAUACAGUCCUAGGAAUCUGACAAGCACAGAGUCCUUGUAAUACCUAACUUUAUAAUCAAAUAAAUGGAACCACUGAGACAAUAGUGUAUUUUUUUAAAGUGGCAAAUGUGGUUUUCUUUUUUCAGCCUUUGUGCUUUUUCAGUAUUUUGAUCAUAGGGAGAUUUUUUUUUUAUAAUACAAAAACAAAUUAACCACUUUGAAUUUUAAAAGAUAAUGUUACGUGUGUGUGUAUCUAUAUAUGUUUAUUUCCAAAAAGAGGAAAAAGUACUUUUUGUUCAACUUGUAUCAACUCCUAUUUUCUAAUUCCUGUGAAAUGGCAACUGUUGUUAAAUUAUUGUGACUGUUUUAAAAUGUAAUGGGGAGGAUGUAUUUUGAUUUUACCCAGCUUUAAUCUGUAAAAUAUCACUUAAAUAUAUCUGAUAGCAACACUUAGAGUAUUGCACGGGGAUUACUUUUCUAUCAUCCAUAUGCAAUUGUGCAACUUUUAACAUAUUGGGUGCUUCUGUAUUCCUGAUGAUUGGAUUUAAAUUAUUGAAAAUCAGAGAACUUAAACUUGUUGUCUUUUUUGCUUUAAAUUUUAUUUCUUAUUCUUAAAAUUCAGUUAAUGCCAGAAUUUGAAAUCUGUUUGUUCUUUCUCAAUAUAUGUCCUAAUGGAAAUUCUUGAAAUUGUUCGUGCCACCAGUGAUUUACAAACAGUAUUUUGAUAUUGCAGAUGAUUUGCUCAUUGUAUUUGCUUAGUUAGAAAGAAAAUAGUUUGUAGACGAUGAUUCUCUCUUUUUCUAAUAAAAUGAAAUAAAAAUUCUAGAAGCACUAGAGAACUCAAAGGCUGGUUCUCAAAUACAUAGUUGGUUUUUUAAUUUAUAUUCACAUUCUACAUAGAGAACAUCUGUGUAAGCCAUUUAUCUAUCUCAGUUUUCCCAUUGAUCAUUCUCAAACACACCUAUGGUCCUGGAAUCCUUUAUUAUGAAAAGCACUCUGUACUGUAGCAUUUUAUGAAUUUUGUCUUUAAGAGGUCCAGGUGCUUCUACUUUACAAUUUGAAAUGUUGCCUCUUCAUAAAUUAGUGCUAUUUACUUUGAGAGAAAGCAGGGCGAUUGUUAAUUUUUGCAUCCAUUUACCCAAUGCAGCGUUGCUGAAUGACGCCAGCUGAAUGGCUGUUCAGGCAACCUUGCUCCUGUUGCAACAAACACACUGCCAGUUCAGCUCUUCUGGAGCAGAGUCGACUUAACGAUUUCCUGGAGUGGGAAUUUUAGAGAUUGAAAUAGGUGAUCAGUCGGAUUUAUCCUGUAAUUUAAGUUCAUGCAACUUUGUGACCUUUGCAGUACUAUUUAUAAAAGGACCCUGAUGGUGAUGAUGUCUUUAAAACACAUCCCUGGUAAGCCUGUCGUUUAGACACACUGGUGCUGUCUGGCUUUUUAGCUUCCACAGCUUCCUCUUGAGGGUCAGGUAUGUGAGCGUCUCUAAAGCAGUGUUGGCUCUAAUUUUGAGAAACAUGGAUUGUAUAUCUUGACUUUUAUUUUUAAAUACACAGCUAAACAGUGCCUUUCUUUCCUCACAAUCCGUGUUGGAGGAUGCUCCCUCCUUCCUCCAUCUCCAUUUUCUCUCUUCUCUCCUCCCCCUCCACCCGCUUCAGCGGAUUCAUUUAUGCAACACUGUUUCCAACUUAAAACCAUUUUGUCACAUCUGUUGGAGAGAGAAUCACUCCUUUUCCUUAACAUUCUGCCAGCUUUCUGUUGUUGGAAGUGUUUUGGUUGAUUACCUGAUGCAAAAGCUAUAAAAUAAACACUCAGUGGGAAGGGGAAAAAUG